CCGUUGCUAAGGGCGGCCGCCAUGGCGGCGCCCGGGAGAGCAGCCAUUGCCGUCCACACCCUUCUCUUCAUCCUCCUCCUCCUACUCCCGCCGCCGCUCCGGGCAGCGGAGCCGAGCGAGGAGCCCGCAGACACUCGCGGUGCCGCCCAGGCGCGGGCCCACUGCGCGCCGGCCCCGAUCACGGACGUUGCCAGGCUGUGUGUGUGUGACCUGCUGGUGGCACAGUGUGAUGUCAACUGCUGCUGUGACCCCGAUUGCAGCCCCGAGGAGUUCAGCCUCUUCACUGCCUGUUCAGUCCCUGUGGUCACAGGUGACAGCCACCUGUGCAGGCAGAAAGCUGCUGUAUAUUCUCUUGAUGUUGGAGCAGACCCACCAGAAAGGAUAUUUCAAUUAAUUGACCAAGUCAACCCCAGUAUUUUCUGCAUUCAUGCUACAAACUAUAAACAAGCACUUUACCUCAGGUCCCCUGAAAUGCCAACUCCAGAAAAUUUUGAUGAUUUGCUUAAUGAGUUUGGGAGUGCUGCUUUCAGUGCUGAGCCUGAGAGCUGGAAUAUGGACACAGAUGCUCCAGACCCUCCUGAUGCAAAUGAAACUCAGAGAUAUGAGUAUGGGGUUCCUAUACAGACAGAGGAUGCAUUUCUGAGACUGCCAAGUCCUGUUGUCUCCUCCUGGUGCUCUGAUGCCAAUCCUGCAGGGUUUUUAGUAAACCAGGCCACAAAAUGCAUCAGAUCAGUAAGUGUGGAAAAAUGUGAAAGCAUUCAAGCACUUAAUAUGCUGUUCUACAUCAACUCCAGCAUUUUGGCAGUGCCCAAAUCAAGUCAGAUGGUUAAUAUUUCUGUCCAGUCCAUAGUUGUCCAGUCCCUGGAUGGAAUGAGGACUCUACUGAAGGGUGCUGAUGUCCUGAGGCUCCCCAUGAUUUUGGAUGAACUGUGCUUAAAUAUAGUCCUUGGGGUGAGUUAUCACAUUACCUACACAGACACAGGAGAAAUAAUAGAAGCAGCUGCUGCUUUUGUCUUGGGGGCAAUUACCAAAGAAGCACUUUCAAUCCAGCAGAGCUUCCAAAUCAGCUUCACUCAGGUAGACACAAAGCCAGUUCCUCUCAGUGGCAAUCCUGGUUACAUUGUUGGGCUGCCUGUGAGAGCAGGAUUCUGGCCUCAAGGAUCUGGCAUCACUCAGAGCACCAACAAACCCAGCCAGCUCUCCAUCCUGCAGAGCACAUCCACCCAGGACUGCCUGGCAGCACAGGGAGCCAGAGCCCCCGUGUUAUUUGGUUAUAACAUGAUCUCAGGCUGUAAGUUACGAAUUACAGCAGCUAUGAAAUGCCAGCCUUUGGCUCAGACCCUCCUGGAUGUACUGAAGGGCCAAAACUUUCCUGAGUAUGUGGCCUCAUUUGGGAAUUCCCAAGCCCAGGAUGUGCUUGACUGGGUGCCAAUAACUCACCUCCACAUCUCAGAACAGAGCUCGUGCCAAAUUCCAGUGUCCUUUGGAAUAGAAGUGAAGUGGACUAAAUAUGGAUCCCUGGUCAAUCCCCAGGCCAGGAUAGUGAAUGUUACAGCAACACUCACCACCACCACACUGAAGCAGCUUCCCUCAGGAAGGGAAAGGACUAUUCCUGUAACAAGUUCUGUUGUUUUCACUGACAUUUCCUCACCUGCAGAGCCAGGCUAUAAAGCUUGGCCCACCAUUAACAUCAAGUUACCCUUUGAUUUUUUCUACCCAUUUGUCUAAGUUCAGUUAUGCUUUGAGCAAAGCUCAGUGGCCCUUCCAGCUGAGUCUGCCUUAAAUCCAUUGGAGACACCUUUCAGAAUUCCCACUCAUCGAAUCUGACUCUCCAACUAUCAAAUAGUGUCUCCACGGGGACCUUCCAGUACCUGCAAAUGCUCAUGUUUGCUUGAACACCAACCUGGUCCUUUAGGAUUUGCUUUUUAAUGGCUUUUCUGGAGCCUGACUGUUCCCAGCAGUUCCACUCACCUACAUCUGUUCUGACAUAUUCCAGUUCUUUUAACACCUUGAUUUAUGAGCUGUGGAAACAAAGAACUUUGUAGCCCAGUGAACUGAAAAGGGAAGAAGGGAUGAGAAAAGCAGUAUCAGACCUGGGACCUGCUGGUGGAACAAGGCUCUGUCUGACGUGGGGUGGCACAUGUUUGUCUCUAUUUUGGGGCUGAUUUGAUUGUCAAGGGAAGGAGCGGCCUGUUGGUGGUUUUGAAACAAAUGUUAUAUAAAUAACAAAGUGGCACAAGCAGCAACAGAAAUGAGGAAACUACCAACAAUAUGAGAAGAAUGGUUGGCAAAGAGAUGUAUAUUGAUGAUGAACGGUCAGCUGGUGGAGGAGAAAUUCUCUUUUCAAGCCUGAGUUCUUAUCAUUUCUACUGCAAGUUCUACAAGAUGUUGCAAACAAAGAAUGUUAUCACAGAAAAAAUGAAAUUAUUUUAAAUAAGUGGUACUUCUAUGGGUGU
This is a messenger RNA of Pseudopipra pipra, 2456 nucleotides long. It is a transcript of the gene TCTN1, whose product is annotated as tectonic family member 1. The transcript has 15 exons. Bases 22 to 1728 code for a protein of 568 amino acids. Gene Ontology annotation, biological process: protein localization to ciliary transition zone; cilium assembly. NCBI's taxonomy places the organism in Eukaryota, Metazoa, Chordata, Aves, Passeriformes, Pipridae. The record is from RefSeq and is a predicted model, not a curated record. Gene Ontology annotation, cellular component: MKS complex.